Messenger RNA from Syngnathus typhle (broad-nosed pipefish), 2094 nucleotides. Its product is annotated as diacylglycerol kinase iota-like. The record is from RefSeq and is a predicted model, not a curated record. The transcript has 10 exons. NCBI's taxonomy places the organism in Eukaryota, Metazoa, Chordata, Actinopteri, Syngnathiformes, Syngnathidae. Gene Ontology annotation, molecular function: ATP-dependent diacylglycerol kinase activity. Gene Ontology annotation, cellular component: nucleus. Bases 1 to 1329 code for a protein of 442 amino acids. Gene Ontology annotation, biological process: lipid phosphorylation; diacylglycerol metabolic process; intracellular signal transduction.
AUGCCCUGCCCUGUCUGCCCAAGCCCGCCCACUUCAUACAUAGACAGACAGACAGACGGGGAAAUUCACUUUGGGAGAAAGCAAAGUCUCCGCUGGCGCGCUCUGCCAAUCCCAGCCCGCCACGAAAAUGAUGGCAGUCUCACCCGCCCUUCCACCCGGCAGGAGAACGCCGUCAACGGCGACCAGCUGUGGAUGGAGACCAGCUGCUCGGGCGAACUCUGCUACCUCGGGGAGGACGCCUGCCUGCUCAAGGCUGCGAAGUCUGCCCCCAGGAGGAAGUGCGCCGCCUGCAAGAUCGUCGUCCACACCAGCUGCACCGAGCAGCUGGAGAAGAUCAACUUCAGGUGCAAGCCGACUUUCAGGGAAGGAGGCUCGCGGUGCCUGCGAGAUGCAAGUCUCCCGACGGGAGGUCCGAGCGGGGCCAGGUGUAAGGCGGCGCCGUCUGCUCUCUGCCGGCAGAACGUGCUGAGGCACCACUGGGUGCACCGCCGGCGCCAGGACGGCAAGUGCAAGCAGUGCGGGAAGAGCUUUCAGCAAAAGUUCUUCCACAGUAAAGAAAUCGUCGCCAUCAGCUGUUCGUGGUGCAAGCAGGCUUUCCACAACAAGGUCACGUGCUUCAUGCUGCACCAGAUCGAGGAACCGUGCUCGCUGGGCGCCCACGCCGCCGUCAUCGUGCCUCCGUCCUGGAUCAUCAGAGUCAGGAAACCGCAGAGCUUGCUCAAGAACUCGGCCAGGAGGAAAAAGCGCACGUCUUUCAAGCGCAGGACCAGCAAGAAGGGGCCGGAUGAGUCCAAAUGCCGGCCGUUCAUGCUGAAGCCGCUGCCCUCGCCGCUCAUGAAGCCCAUCCUGGUCUUCGUCAACCCCAAGAGCGGAGGCAACCAGGGCGCCAAGCUGCUCCAGAUGUUCAUGUGGAUCCUGAACCCGCGGCAAGUCUUUGACCUGUCGCAGGGCGGCCUUCGGGAGGCAGGGCGACAAAGCUGUAAGAUCAUCGCCACCAGAGGGCGACAAAACUCAGAGCUAAUGGCAAAAGGACGCGUUGAAAUUCAUGACCCUUUGGCCAACCUCAACGACCUGAGCAGGCCAGACGCAGACAACCUGCAAGACACGCUGGCGUUUCGGCUCCUGAUGGCGUACACCAAGAGGAGACGGCGGCGGUGGGAGAAGAAGAGCCAGACGUCCGUCGAGGACGGGGCUCCGGACUCGACUUGCACGUGGUUGCUGCCGGCCGAGAGCCAAGAAGAAGCGCCGCCGCCAAAGACCAAGAGGAAAAAAGCGCCUGUCGAACAUUUUGAUGUGCAUCAAGCCACAGCCGGACAAAUGUCACCAUGAGGCCGAAGGCGAAAAUGCAGUUGUGGAACGCUUUGGAGCUUUUCAAAGCGGUAAGGAAGCAACAAUCCUUCCUCCUGUGCCAAGACACACAAAGAGAUUAAAAUAACGUUCCCACUAUCCCACGGUGACAAGACAUAGUACACAAUAUACAUACAAGUAAACAACAGCAAAAAAAUAAAACCCAGAAGGCACAAACAAUGAAGAAAUAAGCGUGAUGAAUAGUGAUCAUAAAUCAACAAAUGACACAAUAAAUAAGAGGAGCAAAAAUGCAACAAGUCUGCAUACAGCAGACAGUCAGAAUAGAGCGCAAAAGUACAGGACGCUACGCAGCCGAGGGCGGAGACUUCAGGAUCCGAACAGCCCGGAGAAUGAAGCUGUUGGUGAGUCUGGUGGUGCGAGAGCGAGCCCAGGCUCCUGUAGCUCUCUCUUCCCUCCCAGAGGGCAGGAGAGCAAACAAAGAGCGAGCGGGGUGACUCACAUCACUCACAAUCGCGGUCGUGAGACGGGAGGUGUAAAUCUCCUUCAGGGACAUCCAAUCAUCUUACCAGCCGUGUUCACUAUGCGCUGCAGGGCCUUCAUGUUUUAUUCAGUGCAGCGAUCCAACUGGAGAGGACGUUCUCAAUGGUGCCACGGUAGAAUGUGGUCAUGACGGCCGGAGGAGCACUUGCUCGCCCGAGUUGCCGCAGGAAGUACAGGCGGCGCUAAGCUUUCUUCCCCAGUGAUGCGGUGUUGGUGGACCAGGAGAUGAUGUGCACCCCCAGGAAU